GGAGGCAAUACUACGCCACAAGCCCAGAGAGAAGCUGAAGCUUAACUUGCUAAACACUCUCUCUUUCUUCUUCUCUUCUCCCUAGCUAGCUUUGUCAUGAAGACUACAAUAAUGCCUUCUUCACUGCAUAAUGUUGCAGGCCUCAUACUCUUCUCCCUUCUCUUCACCAUCAGCUCUGCUCAGUUGUCUGCAAAUUUUUACUCAACCUCUUGCCCUAAUGCCCUCUCCAUUAUCAAAUCGGCCGUAACCUCUGCCGUGAAGUCCGAGGCUCGGAUGGGAGCUUCCUUGCUUCGUCUCCAUUUCCAUGACUGCUUCGUCAAUGGUUGUGAUGCAUCGGUUCUGUUGGAUGACACAGCAAACUUCACGGGGGAGAAGACUGCUGGUCCAAACAACAAUUCGUUGAGAGGAUUUAACGUGAUUGACAAUAUUAAAACUCAACUUGAGAGUUCUUGUGCUGGUGUUGUAUCUUGUGCUGAUAUUGUUUCUGUUGCUGCUCGUGAUUCAGUUGUUGCGCUAGGUGGACCUAGUUGGAGUGUUGUAGUAGGCAGAAGAGACUCAACCACAGCAAGUUUGAGUGGUGCUAACAGCAAUAUUCCUGGACCAAGUUCCAGUCUCAGUCAACUCAUCUCUUCUUUCUCAAACAAAGGCUUUAGCACUAGGGAAAUGGUUGCCCUCUCAGGUAGUCACACAAUUGGGCAGGCUAGAUGCACGACUUUCAGAAACCGAAUCUAUAACGACGCCAAUAUAAAUAGCACAUUUGCCACAUCAUUGAAAGGAAACUGUCCCCAAAGUGGUGGUGACAGCAAUCUUGCUCCACUUGAUUUCACUACUCCAACAUCAUUUGACAAUAAUUACUUUAAGAACUUGCAGAGUCAAAAAGGACUUCUGCACUCCGACCAGGAGCUCUUCAAUGGAGGUUCUGCAGAUUCUAUAGUCAACACUUAUAGCUCAAAUCCUUCUACCUUUGCUUCAGAUUUUGCAAACGCUAUGGUGAAAAUGGGUAAUCUCAGCCCUCUGACGGGUUCAAAUGGCCAAAUUAGGAAGAAUUGCAGGAAAACCAAUUGAGUUGCAUUCAAAAUGCCAAUGCGUAUAUUUUUAGUUUUAAUAAUCAAAUAUUACAAUUGUCAAAUAAAGUUUUGCAAUAGUAAUGUAAUCGUAUUUCAGUGUUUUGUAUGGGGGUGGAGCAAACAAGUCGGAUUGAUGUUAGAAGAUAAUGUUUUUCUUUUAUCCAUUGGCAGUUAAUUGUAUGAAUACAUGUGUUACUUAAGCAACGUUAAUUAUGCUUUCCAGUGCAAUAUAAAACUUCAAUUCUUCCA
Ipomoea nil (Japanese morning glory) is the source of this 1316-nucleotide messenger RNA. Its product is annotated as cationic peroxidase 1-like. Gene Ontology annotation, biological process: response to oxidative stress; hydrogen peroxide catabolic process. Bases 97 to 1065 code for a protein of 322 amino acids. The record is from RefSeq and is a predicted model, not a curated record. Gene Ontology annotation, molecular function: heme binding; peroxidase activity. Lineage: Eukaryota; Viridiplantae; Streptophyta; Magnoliopsida; Solanales; Convolvulaceae. The transcript has 4 exons.